This is a messenger RNA of Colius striatus (speckled mousebird), 2720 nucleotides long. It is a transcript of the gene PLA2G7, whose product is annotated as phospholipase A2 group VII. Lineage: Eukaryota; Metazoa; Chordata; Aves; Coliiformes; Coliidae. Bases 3 to 1466 code for a protein of 487 amino acids. The transcript is spliced from 11 exons. The record is from RefSeq and is a predicted model, not a curated record. Gene Ontology annotation, molecular function: 1-alkyl-2-acetylglycerophosphocholine esterase activity.
GCAUGGCUCCGUGCCAGAAGCUUGUUUUCCAGGCCCGUGGAAGAUCUCUCCCAGAAAGACUGUCUCAUCUAAAAACUAAGGCCAAGUUUGGUCCCUCCCCUUCGGGGAGAGCCCGGCAGCAGCCAGCGUGUUGGCGAGAGACGCGUCGUUCUGCGGGCGCAGCCGCCUGUGGCCGGGCACCGCGGGGUCGGGACAGCGGCGACGGGCCGCGGGACGGCAGCGGAGAGGCUCCGGGACGCCGCAGGACAGGUUUUUCUGUGAAGGCACCAAUGGAAAUGGAGAGCAGCAGCACUAAGUUUUACAGGAUCCCCAAAGGAAAGGGACCACACUCAGUUGGAUGUACAGACCUGAUGACAGAAAAUGCAGUUGAGGGAAGCUUCUUGCGCCUGUAUUAUCCAUCAUGUGACACCACAGAUAACGAAGAGGCACCAUGGAUUCCAGAUAAAGAGUACUAUCAGGGACUCUCUGACUUCCUUAAUAUGUACCGAGUUGUAGGAGAAAGGCUUUUCCAGUACUACGUUGGUUCAGUGACUUGUCCUGCAAAGUCAAAUGCUGCCUUUAAGCCAGGAGAAAAAUACCCACUCCUCAUUUUUUCCCAUGGACUUGGAGCUUUUCGGACAAUCUAUUCUGCCAUUUGCAUAGAGAUGGCUUCUCAGGGCUUUAUAGUGGCAGCUGUGGAGCACAGAGAUGAAUCUGCUUCAGCAACAUACUAUUGUAAAAAAAAGUCUGUUUCUGAGCCACCAGAAGAGUCUACAUCAAACAUGGAGAAGGAGUGGAUCUACUACAGGAAGCUAAAAACUGGAGAGGAAGAGCAUUGUUUGCGCCACAAGCAGGUGCAACAAAGAGCCCAGGAGUGUAUCAAAGCUCUCAAUCUCCUUCUUAAAGUCAAUUCAGGAGAGGAAGUAAUAAAUGUACUAAAUUCAAACUUUGACUGGAAUAGCCUAAAGGAUUCUGUUGAUACUAGCAGAAUAGCUGUGAUGGGACAUUCUUUUGGUGGUGCUACAGUUAUUGAGAGUCUCAGCAAAGAAAUAAGAUUCAGGUGUGGCAUUGCCCUUGAUGCAUGGAUGCUUCCUGUGGGUGAUGACAUUUACCAAAACAGUGUCCAGCAGCCUCUGCUUUUUAUCAACUCUGAAAAAUUCCAGUGGGCUGCUAAUAUCAUAAAGAUGAAGAAGCUCAUCUCCAGUGACACAAACAAGAAAAUGAUCACUAUCAAAGGAUCAGUACAUCAGAGCUUUCCCGACUUUACCUUUGUGAGUGGAGAAAUCAUUGGAAGAUUCUUCAAAUUAAAAGGAGAAAUAGAUCCAAAUGAAGCUAUUGAUAUAAGCAAUCAUGCUUCACUAGCCUUCCUGCAGAAACAUUUGAGUCUUAAGAAAGAUUUUGAUAAGUGGGAUGCUCUUGUGGAUGGUAUAGGACCCAAUGUUAUUCCUGGUACCAAUAUUGACUUAUCUCCAGCUGAACCUGAGUAAGGAAUACAAAGAAGUACUGAACAUGCCACAGCCAUGAGGACAUUAAUGUUGGCGAGACAUUGCUCAGACGUGGGAUAGCACUGACCACUUCCACAGCUUUUGGGGUGUGGAACACCAACAACAAAGUAUUAGGUUAUAUCAUCAUGAAAAUGGAGAAUUAGUUCAAAUGAGUUAGUGGGAUUCCCUGACAUACUGCAAAGGGUAAGUUCUGCUUUAUAGGCAGCUGCAGAGAAGAAGAAAAAGACAUGGAAAAAAAAAAAUCAGUUGAUGAUAAUGUAAAUGAUCUUUCUGGUCCUGACUUAGAAUCAAGUUUGCAGAGAAAUAAUGCUCCAAGGAAUUCAACUAAAAUUCUGUUUACCAAGCUUUAAGUCAGUUUGCAUCCAGCAAGUCUUUGUUGCAGUAUAAGAAAAAAAAUCUUUAUUAUUAAACUGCUGCAUAUUUCAGCUCUGCUCUGGCAACAGUUGAGAGCUGGAGCCGGUGUUUGCUCCUUCUAGUCAAGAGAGUGGAAGGUGGUCCUAAACUGUCUUAUUAAAAUAAGAGUCAGACUAAAAGCUUCAAGAAAUAGUUUGAAGUAACAGCAGAGAAAAGUGUUUGUUCAGACAUGGGACUUCUUAUAUGAACUUGAUCCACUUACAUUUAAGAUCUGUUUACUGCCAUAGUUAGAGGAUGUUGCCAUUACAAAAGCUGAUGAAAUGGUCACUCUUGUAGCAAUUUUAAUUCCCUUUUGGCAAAGCUCUAAGCCAUGCCUCUUGUUAAUCCCUGUAUUACCAGUAUCACUCACCCAUACUGUUGUAGGUGAAAUUACACUUAUACCACUCUCUUUCAAGGAGUAUGUAAGCAUUGCUUCAUCAUCUUGAUAUUUCAUGGGUGUAAUACUUCCCAGCCCCUUGUCUUUUUCCAGGUACUAGCAUUGUUCUUUGUGUCUGUCAGUAGAAGUUGACUGUGCUUGGCUAAAGAAGGCUCUUGUUUUUAGACCUCUCUUUGAAGCUGCCAUAUGAAAGGGUGUCUUCUAAAUGACUAAGUCUUGCACAAGAGGGGCUACUGCUGCCUGUAGCCUAUUUGUUUCAAAGUCAGGUUCCAAACAAAACAACUGAAGGAAGUGGAACAAGGAAAGCGGAGUAAUUAUUUCAUCAGUGAUAUUAACAUGCCCUUGCAACAACAUCUAAAGCCUGUUUUCAGAUUUGAUUCUCUCCAGCCUACCACCAUGUAUUGUUUCUGUUAAACAAAUAAACAUGCAAGUGUUUCUCUUGCUGA